UAUAUUUUAUGUAUAAACAAACAUUAUCCAAUGUUUUCAGGCCACCGAGUACAAUGUAUUAUGUCUGUGCAUAUAUAUUUACAUAUAUGCUCCCUCUUCAAAGACCAUAGAAGAAAAAGUCUGCAAACUGAGAUCUUGAAGAAUCGAACCAUUAAUUCAACUUAUGAAAUUUUGUGAGGUGGGUUUCGAUCAUGGAUGGCAGCAACCAGAUAUUUGAACAUCUGAGUUUGAAGAAAAAACCAGAUGAUAAGUGGGUGAUUACAGAAGAUGGUAAAGAAAAUUCUGAGUCAGUUUCAUCUGUUGAAUCCUUAGAAGAUUCAACAAACUCUGCUUCUUCUUCAUUGCAUUCAUCAGAGUUGAUGGAGGAUGCCUCUUCUUUGGGAUCAUGUACAUCUUCUUCAUCAUCUUCAAAUGGACCUUUGUAUGAAUUAUCAGAGCUUGUUGCUCAACUCCCCAUCAAAAGGGGGCUUUCAAAGUUUUAUGAGGGGAAGUCUCAAUCUUUUACAUCUUUAGCAAGUGUGAAGAGCCUAGAAGAUCUUGUGAAGAAGGGGGCUCCUUGUAGAUUAAAAAUGAAGUCAUGCAAGAGCUAUGCAGCUGGUUUAGAUUGCCACAAGAAGCCAUACAGUCCCAAGGCUACCAUCUCAAAGAAGCCUUCGACUAUCAGGGGAUCCUUUUUAUCAUCGAUAGGUAGAAAUAAUUUGGUGAGUGCUUGCAGGCCGUCACUACGGAAGAACUUUUGAUAUGGGCAAAACUAAUAUUGGAACUUUCAUGAAUAUGUAGCAAACAAGCCUUAUAAUUUAGGUUUUUUUACCGGUUAAGCUUGAGAGUUGAGAUGAUGUUAAUAUGUCUUCCGGUUUGAGGCUUUAUCUACAUUUGUUCAGUAACUUGCUAACCUCUAUGUGAUGAAUUUCUUGUGAAAGAGAUCAUAAACUAGAAUGGAAAGUUUGUAUUAUAAAGCGUUUGUUAGGAA
Molecule: messenger RNA, 970 nt
Organism: Mangifera indica (mango)
Lineage: Eukaryota; Viridiplantae; Streptophyta; Magnoliopsida; Sapindales; Anacardiaceae
Exons: 2
Coding region: 192-740 (182 amino acids)
Source: RefSeq, a predicted model, not a curated record